AUGAGCUUCAGUGCCUUUCUUCAUUGCGAUGGGAUCGAGUCCGACACCAGUAAGGCUUCCAGAGGAACACUGUACAUUGUUGACAAACGGGGCCAGGCAUUUUCGUGCAUCAUUCUUGGCCCCCUCGAUACCAUAAAGGAAAGCAAAAAGGGUGUGAAUGCUUUCGCAAUCGUAGGAGAAGGGGGCGGCAAGACAGUUCUGCAGGCCCCGAGUAGUGUUGCCAAGACGUGUUGGGUACGCGUCCUCACAUAUGUUAUUCAUGGGGAUUACAGCGGUAUCGCUUCUGUCCCACAGCCCCCACCUACAGAAAACUCAUCUGCGGCUGUUUUACCCGAGAAGCAUGGGUCCAGGAAAGACGGCAGUGCAUCUAUGAAGGGUGUGUUGCUCAAAAAAGGAGGUCGCACUGGUCAAUACGUCAAGAGGUGGUUCGAGCUCAUACCAGGCGAAGGACUUUUGCACGCGCCUGAUGAAAAGUUCACACAUGAUUCAUUGCGGCGAGUUCCCUUAGUGGGUCUCUCGGUAACGUUUUCAGAAGCCAAGCGGCAGAUUGUUGUUCCCCCGUCCACUGCGCGGCCGCAGGGAAUGGUACUGCGAUGCCAAAGGGCAGAGGAUUUUUUGCAGUGGCGCAACGCCAUCUGUACGGAAAGUUCGGGUCUUUCCCUAACGAGGCCCGUUGGGCAUGUGGUGUCGGUGGCCGCCGUGCCUCCAGAAAACAAGGUGGGAAUACGCCCGCCGCCUGCCGGCGAUGAUGAUGGCAGUCUUCACUCCUCUGAAGCAAGUGCGCCGAGCGCUUCGGUUUCUUUCGCCGAAUGUGCACUUGAUGGGACGGUAAGGGAGAAUGUGGUGGGCGCCGACGCAGUCGUUCUCACGGCACAAGAGCUGGUGGAACUAGAGGAUCUGCAGCGUGACACGCCGUGCGGCUGCGCCUCGGUGGUGGAUGCAACGUUGGAGUCACUGGGGGAGAAGUAUACGCCGUUAAAGAAUACGCCUGGUGUCGACGAGGAACUGCAACGCUACUACGCCGAGUGCCUCCCGUAUGGGCUGGAAGCAGCGCUUCAACGGCUGCGGCAGCGCCUCCUCCUCCCCAUCAGGGAGCCGUAUGAGGCAGUGAAUGAGCAUAUGGUGUUACUUGACCUGGAUGUCGAGCGCGUACGCGAGUGUCUCAGGAACACACUUCGCCUGUAUGGCGAGGAGGUGGCAGUGCGAAGCGCUGUGGAGGAAAUGGACUACAUCUUGCGCGUCUAUACACGCGUGCGUGAACAGUUGCUCAUUCGUCUGGAUAUCGCCGCGUUCCGUGAGCAGCCCAAUCAGUGUGGACUGCCGCUCGGCGUCAAUGGCACCGUGGAUGCACUCGACACGCUUCUGCCCGUCAGAUUUCCCUCUGCAGCAACGUACACUGAGGCUGUUGGCACGUGGAAGGGCUUGUUCCGCGCGUUGCACACGUUCCGAUUAGAUUUUGAUUUGUUUGAUGAAAGCGAGGAAACUAUCGUGGUGGUGGAAAAUGCACUAAAGAAGUUAUACGAUUGGUUGCAGCAAAACACUCCAGAGUCUGAGGAAGGGAAGGAGGACUUGCGGUAG
Trypanosoma grayi is the source of this 1578-nucleotide messenger RNA. RefSeq lists its product as hypothetical. The record is from RefSeq and is a predicted model, not a curated record. Bases 1 to 1578 code for a protein of 525 amino acids. The transcript has a single exon. NCBI's taxonomy places the organism in Eukaryota, Euglenozoa, Kinetoplastea, Trypanosomatida, Trypanosomatidae.